Penicillium verhagenii is the source of this 1374-nucleotide messenger RNA. Its product is annotated as glycoside hydrolase family 16 protein. Gene Ontology annotation, biological process: fungal-type cell wall organization; carbohydrate metabolic process. NCBI's taxonomy places the organism in Eukaryota, Fungi, Ascomycota, Eurotiomycetes, Eurotiales, Aspergillaceae. Gene Ontology annotation, molecular function: hydrolase activity, hydrolyzing O-glycosyl compounds; glycosyltransferase activity. The record is from RefSeq and is a predicted model, not a curated record. Bases 1 to 1374 code for a protein of 457 amino acids. Gene Ontology annotation, cellular component: fungal-type cell wall. The transcript is spliced from 3 exons.
AUGCGUUUUUCUCUUGGCGCGGCUUUGGGCCUAUUGCUUUCAUCUACUUUUGUGGGUGCCCAGACCUAUACCAACUGCAACCCGCUUCAGAAAACCUGCCCUGCGGACCCUGCCUUUGGAAAAGCUAAUCACGCGUUUGCUUUCACCUCGGGUGCUUCCUCUGACUUCUCGGCAACCGGCACUGUCACCUAUGAUUCCACCAAGGGUGCUGCUUUUACGGUCGCUAAGCAAGGUGAUGGUCCUCUGAUCCAGUCGAAUUUCUACAUCAUGUUUGGUAAGGUUGAAUACACUGUUCAAGCUGCCCCGGGAACCGGAAUUGUUAGUAGCGCUGUGCUUCAAUCCGAUGACCUCGAUGAAAUCGACUGGGAGUGGCUUGGAGGUGACAACUCCCAAGUUCAGACCAACUACUUCGGCAAAGGCGAUACCAGCACCUUCAACAGAGGUGCCUUCAGCCCCAACUCCGGAAAUCACGAUGGCUUUCACACCUACUCUGUUGACUGGACGAGCAGCCAGAUCGUGUGGGCUCUUGAUGGCACCACUGUCCGCACUCUUACGCCCGCAACAGCAGAUACCAAUCAGUACCCACAGACGCCGAUGAUGAUCAAGGUUGGGGUGUGGGCUGGUGGUGACCCGAAUAACCCUAAAGGCACUAUUCAAUGGGCUGGCGGCGAAACAGACUACACCAAGGGACCCUUCACCAUGUACAUGAAGUCGAUGACCGUGACGGACUACUCGACCGGUAAUUCAUACAGCUACAGCGACCAAACCGGCACAUGGGGCUCCAUCACUUCCGAUGGGGGCAAGGUUAACGGAAACAAGGCUGACGAGCCGACAACAACCCAGACUGCGCCCGCCGUGACAACCGCUACUGUAAACAUCCCUGUCCCGUGGGAUGGUACUCACAAGGAGACCGCAACAUUUACCACUCCCGACACUUGGCCCUGGGUUGCCACGGACUCUCCGACUGCAGGAUCGACUGAUAGCGUUACUGGAUGGGAAUCUGGAUCUGGUCACAAUACAGCACCAACUGGGGGUUCCUUGAGUGAGCACUCCCCCCCAUCCACUUCCCAGGACUUACAAACUAAAAACGGAUCCCUUUCACAGUCUACCUCCCACUCUACGUCACUGUCUUUGGCUUCUUCGCUGGAUUCAUCUUCCCCCUCUGGUCAUGAGACGUCUUUUAGAAACACCACCCGAGAUGCAACCAGUUCCAGCUUGCGUAGCACUCGAACCUCGCAGAAUCCCACUGCCCAAACCACUGGAUCUACCGCAACCGCCGCUCCUUCGGUCGUUAACACAGCAACUCUGACCAUGGCCCCCGCUGCAAUCGGCAUCCUCUGUGCAUUUUUUGGCAGUGUUUUCAUUUGGGUUUAA